This is a messenger RNA of Brettanomyces nanus, 2406 nucleotides long. RefSeq lists its product as uncharacterized. The record is from RefSeq and is a predicted model, not a curated record. Gene Ontology annotation, biological process: transsulfuration. Gene Ontology annotation, cellular component: cytoplasm. Gene Ontology annotation, molecular function: pyridoxal phosphate binding; carbon-sulfur lyase activity. Bases 1 to 2406 code for a protein of 801 amino acids. NCBI's taxonomy places the organism in Eukaryota, Fungi, Ascomycota, Pichiomycetes, Pichiales, Pichiaceae. The transcript has a single exon.
AUGCUGACAGGGACAGAAAAGCAUCGAAAGGCUAAACUCCCCAGGGCAACACUGAAGGAGAAAAUAGAGGUGUUGAACUUCAUAUGCGGACCACCAAAGAAGUCGCAGCUUGAGGCCUUGGCCCAUUUUAGAGACCAGAAAAGGUUCGCCAUUUCUCAGGCUACUCUUUCUAAUUGGACCCUUAAAGAGAAACAAUUGCGUGAGGAGUUUAUUGAGAACCCGAACCUGGAAGAUUACCGGAAGAAGCCUGUUCUGAAACAUCCGGAAGUCACAAAGGCUGUUGAGAAGUAUGUUGAAAAAGCUUUUGAAGAAGGACAGACCAUCACUGACAACAUGAUCAAGCAAAUCUUUGUUAAAUACCUCAAAGAAUACGGAUAUUCUGAAUCAGACUUCAAAAUCAGUGGUGGUAUGCUUCAUUCAUUUAAGAAGAGAAACUUUAUCUCCGGUGGAAAGAUCGUCGAGGCUCCUAAGAGGCGCCGUUCCAGCAAUGGUACUGCUAUCAGUGCCGCAUCUACCAAUGAUGAGAGAUCUAAAGCGCUAGGAGGUGCUUCGCGUUCGCCGACUACUACUUCGUCCUCCUCGCCAUUUGCUACACCUGAUCAACCUGGGUAUGCCACCAAUAAUAAGCCUUCUCACUCAAUUGCUGGAUCGUCUUCGUUUCCCGGAAGUGAUCAGGAUCUAGACAUCAACUUUGACGAGAUUUUCAGUAACCCCAUCGUGGGUUUCAAUACUAGAUUAAUUCAUUCUGAUGAUAGCUUUCCUAAUAUGCCCUCCGCUCUUGGUUAUCAACAGGUGGGUGGUAUUGAUAGUCUCCUAGGUGCUUCUGCCUCUGUGGGAAGCACUGCAAACGUUGGAAGCAUUAACGUUGGAAUUCCUCCUAUGACUUUACCCCCUGCACAACCUGGCAACAUAUCUGGGCCCAACGGCUCCUCCAAGCCGCUGGACGGCCCAUCACACUCAUUUGCUACUCCUCUUUUUGGAAAUUUUAGGCAACCGGUGCAGCAGACUCAGCUCUUACGGAGAAAUCAUGUUAAUCAAACUUUAUUAAGACCAACUGGUCCCGAAGGCAUUUCAAGUACUCAAGCCCAGGUACAGAAAAAGCAGGGUGAAGAUCAGGAUCUGCCACAGCAGUCUCAGUCUCAGUCUCAGUCUCAACAGGAUCAACCUCAACUAGGCUUGAACGCUUCAAGGUUUAGUCAACCAUCCGUCGCUGUGAUGACCCGUAAUACAUCCGUUCUUGGGAGCAUUGAUGGCAAAGAUGAGAAUAAGGAUAUCGCUGUACAAACUCGCAAUGGAUUACCUUACUAUCCUACUUAUCAAUCGCCAAUGCAGUACCGAUCCAACGACUACCAACGUCAUCAAAGACCCUAUGUUCUUGAGAACUUUGCCUACUCAAAAUCCUCACAUCCCAACUCGGAGAAAGUCGAGAAAAUCCUCGAGACCAUCACGGAUGGCUACGUCACCAUCUACAAUUCGGGAACAUCGGCUAUCAUGGGCAUUCUUUCCUACUUGAACCCUCCCAUGGUUUGCAUUAACAAUUCUGGCUAUCAGGGUACCCACGAGGUAAUUAAAUUAUUGUCCAAACUCACAGGUUUGCAGAAAAAAGGACUCGAGGAGAUCGACCAAUUGGUGCCUAGAUCCGUUGUCUUGCUAGAAACCCCAAUGAAUCCAGAAGGAUAUCUUUUAGAUAUAGCCAAGUUUGCUCGCCAGGCUCACGAGAAGCAAGCCUUCAUGUUGGUUGAUUCCACGUUGGCUCCACCCCCUCUUCAGUUUCCAUUCACACAUGGAGCUGACUACAUCGUCUAUUCUGCCGUUAAAUAUUUGGCUGGUGUGUCAGAUUUAAGUGCAGGUUUUGUUGUUUCAAGGCAUAAGAAUGAAAAAUUGGGUAUGCAUAACGAAAGAUUUGCCUUAGGUACAAAUAUCGCCAAUUUUGACUCUUUCCUAUUGCUUCGAUCGUUGAGAACUUACAAGAUGAGAAUUUUGACGCAGUGUUCAAACACCAAGAAAGUGGUUCACUACAUGAGAAAGCAUCUGAAAAAGUAUGAGGAUGUAGUGACCAAACUACACCACUCCUCUCUUCAAACAAACAACGAUUGCUUCAAGAAACAGUUGAAUAGCUACUACAAUCCUGUGUUUGCGGUAGAGUUUAAAUACAGGCAGCUUGCCGAAACUGUGCUAACUAGAUUCAAUUUUCUAAGCAAUAACCCCAAUCUGGAAGGAGGUGAAACAUUGGUUGAGCUCACUUUCAAGAAUCCUAAUUUCAGGGAAACUCAAUCCGAUGAUGAAAAUAGGAGUAAUCUGUUGCGGUUUUCCAUUGGAUGUGAAGACUAUGCCGAUAUCAUUAGAGAUAUCGAUCAGGCUAUAAUGAGCGUAAUCAAGCCAAUUACUCUACCACCUCCACAAUGA